AUGGCAGAUUCUAAUGAAUCAACGCUGGUAGCUCCUCAUAAUAUGGUACCAGAUAAAACCUACGAUUCGUUUCCUCUCUUUUCCAAACUCCCAACGGAAGUUCGAUUACUGAUAUGGAAAAUGGUAAUUCCGGAUCCAAGGAUUAUACAACUAGAAGCACAUUCUAUUUCUCGUUGUGAGCACGCGAUGGUUAGAGUACGCUCAGAUAUGGUUGUACCAGAUAAAUGCCAAAACGACGAUUACGAUGGUUCAGAUGGUACUAUCUGCACCGGCAUCCACGGUAUGAUUCCACAGGAUCUCGGAAGUUUGGACGCCGUUCGGGCACGUUUAGAGGAUGAUGAUCAAUUUGGUUUCACUUCAGCAGCGGUCCCUCCACCAUUAUUGACGGUUUGCCGCGAAUCACAUGAUGUCGCGAUCAAAAAUUACACAAGAGCAUUUCCGUCUGUUGGGGCUUUUGCCGAGACUUAUUUUGAUUACGAAAGAGAUGUCUUGUAUCUUUCGGCAACUUACAUCCAAUAUGAAGUGGCUCAUGUCGGAGAUUGUCACGUCAUGGCGCGGUCUGAGGCAUGUAAGGUGCAAAAUCUUGCCAUCCGAAUGUCAUUUCAAGUUGAGUUUCCAGGAAAUUUCAUCAUUCCCAUGUUAUUGAGAUUAUUCUGUAACGUUAAGAGUUUAACCAUUUUGAUCGAGGAUUGCCAAACCGACGUUUAUGAGAAUGGAAUGACUCAGGAACAGAGAAGGAGUGAACUAGUAUUGUUCGAGCCAAUUGAGAUUGGUCAGGCUCUACUCAUGUUCGAAGCGGCUGAAACCCAAUUUAGCGACAUAUAUAAAGGGCUGCUCUGCGAGAGCGAAGAACGAGAUAGCCUAGAUGUUGAUAUGGGUUAUCUCGAGAGAAAAAGACUAGAGGACAUCAAGAAAGGCUCGGUGUGGAAUUUACCGAAAAUCCAGUGGAAGAUCUUGACAACUGCCACAUUCAAGACCAAUUUCGAGCAGUUACAGAACGACUACGAGCUGCUCACAGGCGUGAAAUGUUAUAGAAUACAUGAUACUCACAAAUUUACAAUUGAUCCAAAGCAGUUGCUUCUUGAACCCUAG
This is a messenger RNA of Sclerotinia borealis F-4128, 1092 nucleotides long. Lineage: Eukaryota; Fungi; Ascomycota; Leotiomycetes; Helotiales; Sclerotiniaceae. The record is from the annotation of a GenBank genome assembly.